AUGGACUCAGUACGUAAUCUGACUGCGAAACUCUGCGGGUCUGCGGCUUUCACAGAGUGGGCGAACAGGCAUUACCCACAACGCGGCACAGACGAGUUCUUUGAGAGGACAGUGAGAGAGGGCAGCACCGCACCUUCUGUAGAGAACCCCGGGCGCAUGAAUACGGACAUGUACACCUUCCCGGCUGUG
Molecule: messenger RNA, 189 nt
Organism: Sphaeroforma arctica JP610
Lineage: Eukaryota; Ichthyosporea; Ichthyophonida
Exons: 1
Source: RefSeq, a predicted model, not a curated record